UUUAAGACGGAUGUUAAAUAGUGCUAUUAAAUGGCUAAACGAUGGAAAUAACAAACAGUUAUAGUGGGAUCCUAUGAAACGGAAAUCAUUUGUAUUAUUUAAGAUCUUGUCAGUUCUGCGUUAGGCCAAUAGUUUUUCAGCCAAACAAUGGCGAUGCAAAACCGAAAAAGACGGUGGCUAAGCGGAUGGGCAUUUUGUAAUUUUGCUCUUAUUUUUACUCAUUUGAAUGGAAUCUCAGCGCAGAUACGAUACUCCAUUCAAGAGGAAUUAAAAGUCGGAACGGCAGUUGGGAAUAUAGCUAACGACCUGGGAUUCGACACGUCGAGACUGGCGGACCGGAAUCUUCGUAUCGUGUCUGGAACAAAGCAGGACCUCUUCCAGGUAAACCAGAGAGAUGGCGCAUUGCUAGUGCACCACAGAGUAGACCGAGAGGAACUGUGCGUAAAAUCCGCGCCGUGUUUCAUCAACUUGAAAGCGGUGAUAGAGAAUCCGCUAGAAAUGCACCAAGUCACAGUCGAGAUAAUGGAUGUAAAUGAUAACUCCCCUACCUUUCCAGAUGAAACCUAUAACUUAGAGAUACUAGAGUCUGCUACCACUGGAGCCCGACUCCAGUUGGAAGGAGCUCACGACCCAGAUACUGGCGUAUAUUCUUUGCAAUCGUAUAAAUUAAGCCAGAAUCAAUAUUUUCGAGUAGAAAUUGAGGACUUUGGCGAGGAUGGCAAAAUUCCGUUUUUGAUUUUAAAAAGCCCUUUGGAUAGGGAACACAUAGCCCGAUAUGAUUUGACGUUAACGGCCUUAGAUGGAGGCAAGCCACCAAAAUCAGGAACUCUUAAUGUUACAGUGACUGUGUCUGAUGUAAACGACAAUACUCCUGUGUGUGAUAAGCAGAAAUAUACCGUAACAGUAAAAGAAAACGUACCUAAAGGUACAUUUCUAUUGCGAGUUAAUGCCUCUGAUUCGGAUGAAGGCGUGAAUGGCGAGGUGGAGUAUUCAUUGCGAAGUAAAUUCAGAGGUAUGGCUGCUGAGCCAUUUGAGUUGGACAGCAAAACAGGGGAGCUAAAAGUGAAGGGAGGCCUUGAUUUCGAGGAGAAGCAGGUGUAUGAGAUGAAGAUAUUGGCCUCGGACAAGGGAGCAGUAUCUCUCUCCACGCACUGCAACGUGCUCGUCAGAGUGGAAGACGUGAACGACAACAGGCCUGAGAUUGACGUCACCUCUCUGUCUAGCCGGAUACCAGAGGACGCAACUCCCGGAACCGUGGUGGCUCUGAUGGGGAUGAACGACCUGGACUCCGGUGUAAACGGACAGGUAGUCUGUUCUUUACCGGAGGAUUUACCGUUCGUUCUGAAGCCUUCUCUUGAUGGAAAUUUCUUUUCGUUAGUCACCAAUGAUUACCUUGAUAAAGAGUCGGUGCCUCGGUAUGAUAUUACAAUCACGGCUAAAGACUUAGGAAUCCCUCCUCUGGUGUCAACUAAAGUCAUUCAAGUGGAGGUAGUGGAUGUUAACGAUAAUAGUCCGCUAUUCACUGAAAACCCAUAUACAUUUUAUGUCGUUGAAAACAAUAAGCCCGGUAUGCCCAUUUUCUCAGUAAGUGCGUCUGAUGUUGAUGAUGGUGAAAAUGCAGAAAUUGUAUAUUCUCUGGACCGUGGGAACACUGGACAACGCGUGACAUCCUUCCUGAACAUAAACGAGGGCAACGGUACCAUUUACGCACUAAAGAGCUUUGACUUUGAAACCCUCAAAACGUUCCAGUUCUGCAUCAUUGCCAAAGACUCUGGAACUCCGUCUCUAAGCAGCAACGUCACAGUCAACGUGUUCAUUCUGGAUCAGAACGACAACGCUCCAGUGAUCUUGUAUCCAGUCAGCCCUAACGGUUCUGCUGAAGGUGUGGAGGAGAUUCCCCGUAAUGUGAACGCAGGCCAUUUGGUGACUAAAGUGAGAGCCUAUGACGCUGAUAUAGGAUAUAACGGCUGGUUAUUAUUUUCACUGCAGGAAGUUACUGACCACAGUCUCUUUGCUUUGGACCGCUAUACAGGACAGAUAAGGACACUUCGGUCAUUCACAGAGACAGACGAGGCUGAGCAUAAACUGGUCAUACUGGUAAAAGACAACGGGAACGUUUCACUGUCAGCAACAGCUACUGUGAUUAUCAAGGUUGUGGAGCCCAAAGAGGCUUUUGCAGCUUCUGAUGUUAAAAGUUCAGUAAAAGAUGACGAGGAGGAGAACAGCGUUACAUUUUAUUUGAUCGUUACUUUGGGGUCAGUUUCAACGCUUUUUCUCAUCAGUAUCAUCGUGUUGAUUGUAAUGCAGUGCUCCAAAACCACAGACUAUUCCUCCAAGUAUUUACAAGAUGUGAAUUACGACGGGACACUGUGCCACAGCAUCCAGUACAGAUCCGGAGACAAUCGAUACAUGUUAGUUGGACCCAGAAUGAGUAUAGGUUCUACUAUUGUCCCGGGCAGCAAUGGAAACACUCUAGUGGUUCCCUCAGCACACAGAGCUUCUGGAGAGGUAAGAACUCUCUCUCUAUUCUUUACAGCCUAUUAA
Messenger RNA from Oncorhynchus mykiss (rainbow trout), 2544 nucleotides. NCBI's taxonomy places the organism in Eukaryota, Metazoa, Chordata, Actinopteri, Salmoniformes, Salmonidae. The record is from RefSeq and is a predicted model, not a curated record.